This is a messenger RNA of Durotheca rogersii, 1599 nucleotides long. RefSeq names its product alpha/beta-hydrolase. The transcript has 2 exons. The coding region runs from base 358 to 1503 and encodes 381 amino acids. The record is from RefSeq and is a predicted model, not a curated record. NCBI's taxonomy places the organism in Eukaryota, Fungi, Ascomycota, Sordariomycetes, Xylariales, Xylariaceae. Gene Ontology annotation, molecular function: hydrolase activity.
UAGGAAGCACAAGGCAGCACGAAAAUGCCAUCAGCUGUACCUAUGAAUCCCCGGCGUCGAAUGCAUACCCGGCUGUAGGUCACUCGAUAUAGCCCGUUUUAUCUCCUUACUUGAGUGUGCAUACAUGCUCGAGUUACCAUGCGCCGGAGCGAUACCCAACCGAUUCGUGCCGUCAUCCGUUCUCGAAGCCCGAGACGAACUUAUUAGCCGUUCGGCCGGCUACCAAGAUAAGUACCCGUAUAGACAUGUAUAUGUAGGGCAGGCAUCGGCGUGCUACGGUUCCCUCCCACUCUCUAAGCGACUGUACCCGCAUCUUGGUUUCCUCCAUCACCUCCGAGCGCCGGCCGUUACGUCGACAUGGAUUUCAGCCGGUGGGGACAGCCCAGCGGCGAGUGGCUCGCUUUCGCGGCGGCCAAUCCCGCCGUCUUGGCCAACAGCGACGACGUCCCGCCCCUGACGCUGCAGAAGAUCGCCAACGGGAUGCGCUCCGCCGUAGCCGGGAACCUGUCCCGGGCUACCGGCCUCAGCCAGCUCGUUGCGAAGCGCGACUACGUCGUACCGACCCGCGACGGCCAGUCCAUCACCGUGCGCUGCUACCGGCCGGUCUUGCUCAAGGACCGGCCGCUUCCCGGAUACGUGUACUUCCACGGAGGGGGUUUUAUCUUCGGCAGCCUCGACACGGAGCUCUUCAAUUGCUCGUGGCUCGCGUACUCGCUCUCGAUCGCCAUCGUGCACGUGUGCUACCGGCCGACGCCGCAGUUCGGGGGGCUGACGGCGUGGCACGACGCGCUCGACGGCUUCGAGUGGAUCGCCACGCACGGCGGGACGCUGGGCAUCGACGUGUCGCCGGGGCUCGUGGUGGGCGGGAUCUCGGCGGGCGGGUCGCUGACGGCGUGCGUGGUGCAGAGCGAGCUGCGGCGGGCGCGCGACGGCGGCGCCCCCUCGCGCGUCCGGGGCCAGGUCCUGGGCAUCCCGAACCUGAUCCACGGCGACGCGUUCCCGUACGAGCUCUUCGCGGACCGCGAGAAGACGUCGAUGGAGCAGUGCGCCGACGCCGCCGUCAUAACGAAGGACCGCAUGCGCCUGUUCCGCGACCUGCUCGGCCGCGACUUUGACCCGGCCAACCGCACCUGGAGCCCCGGGCUCGCCAGCGAGGACGAGCUCCGCGGCGCGCCCAAGACCGCUUUCCUGAUCGCUGGCUGGGAUCCGCUUCGAGACGAGGGGCUGCUGUACGCGCAGAAGUUGAAGAAUGCUGGGGUCCGGACCAAAGUGCACAUUUUCCCCGGGCUGCCCCACGCGUUCAACGCCUUCACACAGCUGCCCUCCCACCUACGCUGGAACGAGGUCUUGCUCGAUUGUGUGCGCUGGGCGGCGGCUGACGAGGACGGGUGGAUCGUUGAAGUCCCCCCCAUGCUGCCGUCAGCCACCGGAGCCGCCGGGGCUGCCCAGAGUCUGCCAGAGUCGGCAACUGCUGAUGCCUCAAAGAUUGCAAACAGCCUCUAGUCGGCUGGCUCUACCUCGCGGGUCAACCAUCACCCAUCAGGCACCGAACACGAGAGAUUAUGCCAUGGACCACAUCGUUCCUGCUCAAGUGUUGGG